Messenger RNA from Knipowitschia caucasica, 777 nucleotides. The record is from the annotation of a GenBank genome assembly. Lineage: Eukaryota; Metazoa; Chordata; Actinopteri; Gobiiformes; Gobiidae.
AUGUCCGCCGGGACAGUGGUCAUCGCUGGUGCGGUGCUGGCUGCGGUCAUUCUGCUCACCAUCGUGGGAGUCCUGUGCCUAUGUAGGCUGCAGUACUACUGCUGUAAGAAGGAGGAGUCAGAGAAGGCCGACAAUGAUGGUGAUGCAGAGUUUAGUACCAUGACCCGCCCCCUGGCUCUGUCAGCUCCGCCCACUCCUCCCACACCGGACUUGCGCAGCGAGCACGACCGUCGCAGCGAACCGGACCGUCGCAGCGAACCGGACCGCCGCAGCGAACCGGACCGCCGCAGCGAACCGGACCGCCGCAGCGAACCGGACCGCCGCAGUGAACACGAGCGCCGCAGUAACGGUCCAGAGUAUCGGCGUCUCCCAGAGCAUGAUCGCCGCAGCACUGAUCACGACUUUCCCCAUAGUAACACACCAGACUGCCAUAGCAAUGGCCCAGAGUGUCACUGUGGAAACGACGACUACCGCAAUAUCCCCGACUCAUACCCGCCCACAUUCUUGACAGAGGCGAACGGCUGCUGCACUCCGCCCCCUCCGCCGCCACCGCCGCCGCACGAGUGCCACCACGCACACUACUGCCCUACGUGCACGCGGCCCGUGCCCUACUGCCUCCAGCGCCCCACCUGCGCCUGGGACGGACGCAACCUGUGCUACCGCUCCUUCCAACAGCACCAUGUGGAGUUACCGCUGGACAUCAGCACUCUGUACCGAAAACUACAGCUGCUGACCAUGAGAGAGAUGAGUCACCACAGCGUCAGCACUGAUGUUUAA